AUGGGGGAGACUGACAAACCACUUUAUCGACCUGGAGACAAAGUGAAAUUCCGUUUUCUUGCACUUACCAGUCGCAAUAUCUUGCCACAACCUGAAACACUUACAUGGCCGAAAUAUCGGGCCGUUGGUGAAUACUGGGAGAAAAAGCGGCUAGAAAUUAUAGACCCACAUGAACGUCAGAGGCGAAUGAAAGCACCGUUCUUUGAUUUAAUUGAAAUAAAGGACCCACUCGACAAUAUUUUACAACAAUGGAAAGAAAUCAAACCACUAGAAGCUCUUAAUCUGACCUACAUCCUCAUUAGUGACGCCAUGGAAGGUGAAUGGAAGAUAGAGGCUCGUGUAAGAGACGAGAGUGAAGAAAUAAAGUUUCAAGUGAGGCACUAUGUCCAACCACGAUUCCAGGCGCACAUAAAGAUGCCAAAGGUCAUUCACCCUUCAGAUACGGACGUGAUAUUUGGCGUCUGUGCUACCUACACUGAUGGUCAUACCAUGCUCGGCACGUAUGAUGCGCAAAUCUGCGUCUGCAAUCAGAAUAUACUAGAACGUCACCAAACGGCAAAGGAGCUGUUACCGAAGAACCAAUGUAGUGGUUACUACGAUUCAGUCAUGCGUACCUGCAUGCGAUUCAACGGCAUUCUAGACGGUUUUGCUUGCAGUAACAUUACUGCCAACGUCUCAGAAUUGGUUCAGGGUAAACCACCAACCUGGAUGGACAGACUUGGAGUGUUUGUAGAGGUUGUGGAAGAAGCUACAGGUUCCUCUAUUGUUGUUUCUGACAUCACUAACUUCCAAAUGUGGCCCGAACCUAAACUAGAGUUGAAAAUUCCUAGCUCGUUUAGGCAUGGAAUUCCCAUUGCUGGUCAAAUACUAUACAGAAAUGUUGCAAACGUAACUGAAGAGCUGGAACUCAUCGUAAGAGAGGUUAAUGAUCCUUGUGGUGGAUGGGUUGUACGAAUUGAUGACAAUCCGACUCGACUCAAGAGAAUCAUCUCUGUCAAAGCA
Molecule: messenger RNA, 1002 nt
Organism: Hydatigera taeniaeformis
Lineage: Eukaryota; Metazoa; Platyhelminthes; Cestoda; Cyclophyllidea; Taeniidae
Source: the annotation of a GenBank genome assembly